UUAAUUAGUUUUGUUUCUUCUUCUUCUUCUUGUUCUUCUAGCAUAGUUGAGUUAAUUAAUUGAUAUUAUCAUAAUAAGCCCUUUUUAUUCUCAUUAAUUGCAAUCUCAACCCCUCCUUCUUCUUCCAGAUCUGACUCAUUUCACAAUUCACUAAUUUUCUUCUCAAAUGGAGGCCAAUUCUGGAGGAGGAGGAGGAGGAGCGGGAGGACCACCGGUGGGACCACCGACUACGGCUGUCGCGGCGUCUGCUGCUACCGGUGGUGGUGGCGGCGGCGGAGGGAAUGACGUGGAGCUACUCUGCAAGACGCUUCAGGUGGAGCACAAACUGUUCUACUUCGAUCUGAAGGAGAAUCCUCGCGGCCGUUAUCUCAAGAUUUCGGAGAAGACCUCCGCCACUCGCUCCACCAUCAUCGUUCCUUUCUCCGGCAUCUCCUGGUUCCUCGAUCUCUUCAAUUACUAUGUCAAUUCCGACGAUCAGGAGGUCUUCAGCAAGGAAUUGCAGCUCGAUACCAAGGUCUUCUACUUCGACGUCGGCGAGAAUAGAAGGGGUCGUUUCCUCAAGGUGUCCGAAGCUUCUGUGAGCAGAAACCGCAGUACUAUCAUUGUUCCUGCUGGAAGCACCCGGGACGAAGGGUGGGCAGCAUUUAGGAACAUCUUGGCUGAGAUCAAUGAGGCGUCAAGGCUUUUUAUACUACCCAACCAGCAAAGUGCUGAAUCUUCAGAACGCAUUGUUGGGCUUUCAGAUGAUGUUGGUGCCGGCUUCAUAUCUGGCCAUAGUAGUCAACCAGCCACAACCACUGAACUGAACAUGGAUAGAUCCGUAGAGUUGCCAGCGCAGGACGAAAUUGGUAAUAUGGGAGUCUCGAAAGUUAUCAGGGCUGAUCAGAAGAGAUUCUUCUUUGAUCUUGGGAGCAAUAACAGAGGUCAUUUCCUAAGAAUAUCUGAGGUUGCGGGUUCUGAUCGGUCUUCCAUCAUUCUCCCACUGUCUGGACUCAAGCAGUUCCAUGAAAUAGUGGGUCACUUUGUGGAGAUCACCAAAGACAGAAUUGAAGGAAUGACAGGAGCAAAUGUUCGAACAGUGGAGCCCCCACAGAGAUAGGCGAAUGCAAACAUGGGUUUUUUGGUGAUUAAAUAAAUAAUUCCUGUCUGCCAAAGGUUGCUGAUCUAGAGGUAGAAGUGGGAUUUUGAUUAGGGGUGGGAUUGUGCGUUAAGCUGUUUGUUCUGUAAUUUUUUCUUUUUUUUUUCUUCUUCUUCUUCUUUCUCUCUUCGUUCUAUUAUUCAAGUCUGAAAUAAUCCGAUUCCUAUCUGAGCAACCUAGAAUUCGGAGAUAAUUGUGAAGCUUGAAUUGAAUUAGGGAAUAAUAGGAAAACCAACCAAGAUACUUGUAAUUGCCAGUUUGAAUAGUGUCCCUUCUCAUUUACUAUAACGUAAUAAUGAUAAUUGCAGCUGUGCUUUAUUCU
Messenger RNA from Humulus lupulus (European hop), 1460 nucleotides. Its product is annotated as transcription factor Pur-alpha 1. NCBI's taxonomy places the organism in Eukaryota, Viridiplantae, Streptophyta, Magnoliopsida, Rosales, Cannabaceae. The record is from RefSeq and is a predicted model, not a curated record. The transcript is spliced from 5 exons. Gene Ontology annotation, cellular component: nucleus. Bases 167 to 1099 code for a protein of 310 amino acids. Gene Ontology annotation, biological process: regulation of transcription by RNA polymerase II. Gene Ontology annotation, molecular function: DNA-binding transcription factor activity, RNA polymerase II-specific; RNA polymerase II transcription regulatory region sequence-specific DNA binding; purine-rich negative regulatory element binding.